CUUAUGGGGUGUUGCUGUUCCAUUAAAUCUCCUAGUCAAACAACUCUUGGAAGAGAGGUUGAGUGCCCUAAGUGUUAAUAACUAUUUCCAUCUCAUACUACAAAUCAUGCUGUAAAAUAUUAAAAUAUAAUUUCAAGUUUAAUGAUCACUUAGAUAAUUGCCUUAUGUCUUCAUAAUAAAAUAUAAAUAAAAUAGAAGAUUACCGAGGAAUUAAAUAUUGGGAAAAGGUUUAAAAUGAAUAAGGAUUUUAAUGGGUAUUAAAAGAAUACAACCCUAGUCUUUAAAUCAAUGAAUAGGUAACUCUGUAAAAUAAAAAAGAAUAUUUAACUAGAACCUUUUGGUUAAAAGUAAGUUUGGUUCAGAGCUAAACUAGAAAAACUUAGAAUUCCUUGGCAAGUAAAUUUAAUAACAAAAAAAUUAGAAUGGAUGUACAAUUCUUUCAGUGUCUUAAAAUCAUUUGUUAGAGUCCUCUUUAGAAAGCAUAAUGAAAUUAAAAUCACGCCUUCUACAUGGGGAAUUAAAAAUUAAAUUUCAAGAAGAUCAAAAAGUCUAGGAUGCUGGAGGUUUGUUAAGAGAAUGGUCUACCUCUAUUCUCUAAUAAUUAGUUGAUUAGGGCUAUUUAUAAAAAACUGAAACUAAAGAACUUACUUAUAAGUUCAAUCCAAAUGCUUAAUCAAAUUAAUUUGACAAACGAUAACUGUUCUCUUUUUUAGGUAUAAUUGUAGGAAAGUGUCUUUUUGAAAGAAUUCCACUUAGUUCAUAUUUAGAUCGAACAAUUAUUAAACAUAUCUUGAGAUAAAAAAUAAUUUUGGAGGAUAUCAAAUAUUUUGAUGAAGAUGUAUUAAUUUAAUAUAUUCAUUUUAGUUAUUCUAUUCAUGGUAAUAUUUAUUAAAUAAUAAUAUUGAUUAAUUAGAUCUUUACUUUUAAUUAGAAUAUUAUGGCAAGACUAUUAAUUUAAAGGAAAAUGGAUGUGAAAUUAAAGUUACAGAUUCUAAUGUUCAGGAAUAUAUAAAUUUAAAGUAUAUUAAAUUAUACAAUUAUUUAUUAGUAUAUUCUACUACACUCAAUAGUUUUUAGAACCUUAUUUAUCAGAUUUUUUAACAGGAUUCUAUUAAGUUAUACCAAAAACUUUAUUAAGGAUUUUCAAGCCAUAGGAAUUAGAAAUGAUAUUAUUUGGUCUUCCUUUCAUAGACCUAUAGGAUUGGUCGAAAUAUACUAUAUACAAAGAUUGUUCUGCAGAGGAUUACUUUAUUUAAUGGUUUUGGUAAAUUCUAAGUACAUGGGAUUAACCUGAACUUUCUUAAUUUUUGAGAUUUUGUACAGGUUCAACUAGAGUACCAGUUGAAGGAUUUAGGUAAAUGAUGAUUAUUUAAAAUAGUAAACUUGAAAGCAAUAGAGGAGAAAUUUCAUAUUUCUGUAUUUAGGCUAGUAAUUUCGAUAAUGAUAAUCCUUAUCCUAAGGCUCAUACAUGUUUUAAUAGAUUAGAAUUACCAAAGUAAAUAUUUGAUCUUAUUAUUUCUUAGAUAUCAAGAAUUAUAAACGAUGGAAGUAUUUCUUAAGGCAACUAUUCAUGAAGCUUUAGAAGGAUAAUUUGGUUUGGAAUGA
Messenger RNA from Paramecium sonneborni, 1605 nucleotides. The record is from the annotation of a GenBank genome assembly. Lineage: Eukaryota; Ciliophora; Oligohymenophorea; Peniculida; Parameciidae.